Messenger RNA from Monomorium pharaonis (pharaoh ant), 763 nucleotides. It is a transcript of the gene Atox1, whose product is annotated as copper transport protein ATOX1. Gene Ontology annotation, molecular function: copper chaperone activity; metal ion binding. The transcript is spliced from 3 exons. Gene Ontology annotation, biological process: copper ion transport. Lineage: Eukaryota; Metazoa; Arthropoda; Insecta; Hymenoptera; Formicidae. The coding region runs from base 145 to 360 and encodes 71 amino acids. Gene Ontology annotation, cellular component: cytosol. The record is from RefSeq and is a predicted model, not a curated record.
UAUGUGGUGUUAUCAUUUACGGUACAGCUGCAGAUAAGACUUUUGUCGAGUGUAUGCACUUUAUUCUUUCCUACUUCGUCGUUUGAUUUGGAAUACAUUACGAUCCACUUGACACAUCAAGCCUCGGAGACUUAUAUCGUUAUUAUGGCAGCUCAGGUACACGAAUUCACCGUCGAAAUGACGUGCGAAGGAUGCUCGACUGCUGUGCAAAACGUACUCAGGAAAAAAGCAGGUAUCGAUGACAUCAAGAUAGAUUUACCAGCAAAAAAGGUAUUUGUGACCACUGCGCUUGGAUCAGAUGAGAUUUUACAAACAAUCAAGAAAACAGGAAAGACUUGUCAGUUCUUAGGGACCCACUAAGGAAAAUAAGUAAUUUACGUGAUUGUAACAGGUGCUGCUAAAAAUAUGUAUGACAUACAUUAUAAGAGAGAUAUUUUUUACAUUGUACCUUUUUUAUAAAAAAUAAGAAAAAUCACAUUAAUUGUUCGUGUGUGUAUAUAUACAUAUACAUAAAAAGUACAAAAAUAUAGUACAUUUAAGAACAUAUUAGAGAUCAUGUAAUUAAUGUCUUCUAUUAUCCAAAGCGGCUUACAUAUUAAAAUUUCUUGAGUUUAUCAAUAUUUAACAUGAGAUGUUACUUUUUCAUUUAUAAUACAAAGCAUUGAAAAACUAAUUAUCAGCAAAUUUGUAAUGUUUACAAAUUUCUCUGUAACCUGUAUUAUAAAAUUAUCCCUCAAUAGAAAAAGGUCUAUAUACAAUCAAA